Parasteatoda tepidariorum (common house spider) is the source of this 1954-nucleotide messenger RNA. Its product is annotated as protein Loquacious. Gene Ontology annotation, cellular component: RISC-loading complex; nucleus; cytoplasm. Gene Ontology annotation, molecular function: siRNA binding; double-stranded RNA binding. NCBI's taxonomy places the organism in Eukaryota, Metazoa, Arthropoda, Arachnida, Araneae, Theridiidae. Gene Ontology annotation, biological process: siRNA processing; regulation of regulatory ncRNA processing. The record is from RefSeq and is a predicted model, not a curated record.
CCCUAAGCGUUAUUGUAUAAAAUUGCUACUGUUUGAGUUUAUACCGUCCGUUCCAUUGACGUUCUUAUGUAAUCUUGAAAUGUAAAUGAAAUCAAACUGAAACCGUUUAUUCACUGGACUAAGUCGUAAAAGUUUAGUUUAUGUACCCAAAGCGAAACCAUGUGUUUUAAACAGAAAUUGUUUACAUUGAUUUACGCAACUAGACGAUUGCUAAGUUGCAGUUUGUAAAAUUUUAAUGAAAUUUGGACUUAUUAUAGAAACUUAUUUUCUUUUCUUCUAAAUAAACAUUUUCUCUUGUUAAUAUUUACGUUCAUUGUACUAUACUCAUCAGAUUUAGUUUAUUUUAAACUAGAGGGAUUAAGAUCAUCUGGAAAAACUAUUUAUCUUUACUUUCGAAGAUAUUAUAACCCGGAUUGUAGUAUAAAAUGACUGCUGCUGCUCAAAGGACUCCUGUUAGUCUUCUCUUUUCUAUGAGCAUUCAACAUGGUUGGACUGCUGAAUAUGAAUUGACUUCAGUUGAAGGAGCAAGUCAUGACCCCACCUUUACAUACGAAGUCAAAGUUCAUGAUGUUACUGCCCAAGCUUCUGGUCAGAGCAAGAGAAAGGCUAAGCAUUCUGCUGCAAAACUUGCUUUAGAACAACUUCUCUCUCGUCCAGAUAUUGCUGAAAAGGGCUUCUUGUUUGAGAGCACUUCUGUUACUGCUGAAAAUCUCGAUGAAAUUAUCAUGGAACCUGUAUCAGAGGCAGCUCCUGUUGGUGGAGAUACCAAGAAUUCUAUUGGAAUGUUGCAGGAAUAUUGCACAAAACAUAAUAAAAUGCCACCAUAUUAUGAAACGAUUAAUGAGUCUGGGCCACCUCAUGACAAGAUAUUCCUUGUACAAUGCAUGGUUGAACAGUUUACUACUGAAGGUGAAGCGAAGACUAAACGACUUGGUAAAAGAAUUGCAGCUGAAUUGAUGUUGGAACAAUUAAAAAUUUAUGAAGAUAUUUCAAAUGAAGAAUCAAAAGAUAAUAAAACUCCAAAGGAUGAGUGUGAAAAUAUUACAAUGGAUGAGUGUGAAGAUAGUACAGUUUCACAAUUGUGUAAAGAAACAUCCUCUUGUACACUGUCUGAUUCUGGCACUAAAUCUACCUCCGAAGAAAACAAUUUAGUGAAUACCGAUAUGAUUGUUGAAAAUCAACAAUGAUAAAUACUAAUAUAAACUUAUAAAUCUGUGAUGCUUAUUAUCCUAUGAUUGUUUGUCUCUGCGUAUGUGUGUGUUUUUUUUUUUUUAUUAUUAUUGACGCAAUAUUAAUCAGUUUUAUACAACUUUAAAACUGAUGUUAUUCAUUUACCUAUUAUUGUAUAUUUUAAGCAUUUAAUUUACAAAACUAGAAUAGCUCUGUAGUCAAUGUUUGAUGUUCCAAAAGUGACGACCAUUUAGAAAAAUUGUGAAUCAUGAUAAGUGUUAAAAAUUUUUAAAUAUCACGUGUAUGUCCUUAACCCUUUAUUUACUCAAAUUUUUUUUAACAUCUGGCUAGUUGGUAAGUUCAAAAGAAAUUUUCCUAUGUAUGAACAUAUAAAAAAAAAUUCUGUGAAUAAGAUCAGUCAGAAAAUUAAAAAUUUCUAUGCCGAGCAUAGUUUCCCCAUUAUAUAACAUUAAGGGUGCACAUUGUUUUUUGAAGAAUGGCUGCAAAAAAAAUUUUAUUUUUUUAAGGGCUGCAGCUCAUAAAGGUUUUGUAUCAACUUAAAAAAACUUAAUUAUUUAUUGUAACUUAAUUAUUAAGAACAAUAUCAAUUAAUCAUAAUUAAAAAAACAAAUUGUAUGUUUAAUAUUUUUGAAUUGAAAAGACACUUGAAGUUUUGUGUGCUUUGCCUUCUUCAAUAAAAUUGAUUUAUAGCAAGUUUUUAUCUGUCUUUGCUAAGAAAUUAAUUUUAAUUUUUAAUAUUUUCUUGCUUAUAUUUUACAAGGUG